UGGAGUUCACGCACCAGGCAAAACAUCACAAACUUAAGGCGCAGACGCCGAUUCGCCAUUUCUCCAGGAUUUUUGUUUCAGCCAUUUCUUAUUUUUAAAUACAAUGCAUUCUGGACAGGUGCGUCGAUACUGGUUCGGGGCCCGGAACUAUAACCAUGUCCCUCUUUUUGGAAAUGAAAGAGUUCGGGGAGGCGGCCUCAUUCCUCCGCAAAACUGUCUUGGAACAACUGGCAGCUCAAACUCAUGCAUUUGACGGCAAAAAGCGUGUGUUCAUUCCCGAUGAGAAGGAGGCGUACUUGGAAGUGGAACUGAAGGAUGUAGAUGGGGAUAAAGCCACCGUUGAAACCAGGGAUGGAAGGCUGUUGAUUGUGAAAGAGGAGGACAUUCAGCAGAUGAAUCCCCCAAAGUUUGACAUGAUAGAGGACAUGGCUAUGCUUACACACCUCAAUGAGGCCUCAGUCCUCUUCAACCUCAGGAGACGAUACAGCAAUUGGAUGAUCUAUACGUACUCAGGUCUGUUCUGUGUCACAGUAAACCCGUAUAAGUGGCUGCCUGUCUACACAGCUACAGUGGUCGCGGCUUACAAGGGCAGGCGCCGCAAUGAAACCCCUCCCCACAUCUAUGCCAUCGCUGACAAUGCCUACAAUGACAUGCUGCGAAAUCGUGAGAACCAGUCUAUGCUCAUCACCGGAGAAUCCGGUGCUGGCAAAACUGUCAACACGAAACGCGUAAUUCAGUAUUUUGCCAUUGUAGCUGCGCUUGGUGAAGCAGGUGGAAAGAAAGGAGGUACUCUAGAGGACCAGAUCAUUGAGGCCAACCCUGCCAUGGAGGCUUUUGGCAACGCCAAAACUGUGAGGAAUGACAACUCAUCACGCUUUGGCAAGUUCAUCAGAAUUCAUUUUGGUCCCUCAGGGAAACUGGCCUCCGCUGAUAUCGACAUCUACCUUCUAGAAAAAUCUAGAGUGAUAUUUCAGCAGCCUGGAGAAAGGAGCUACCACAUCUACUACCAAAUCAUGUCCCAGCGCAAACUUGAGAUGCUGGAUAUGCUGCUGGUGUCCUCCAAUCCGUUUGAUUACCACUACUGCUCCCAGGGGGUGAUCACCGUGGAGAACAUGGACGACGGGGACGAGCUGAUGGCCACAGAUCAUGCCAUGGACACGCUGGGCUUCACACCCGAGGAGAAGAACGGCUGCUACAAGAUUGUGGGCGCCAUCAUGCACUUUGGCAAUAUGAAGUUCAAGACGAGGCCGAGAGAGGAGCAGGCGGAGGCUGACGGGACUGAGAGUGCGGAUAAAGCCUCCUACUUGAUGGGCACUAAUUCAGCAGACCUCAUCAAGGGUUUACUGAAUCCCAGGGUGAAGGUGGGGAAUGAGUACAUCAUCAAGGGCCAGACUGUUGAACAGGUUUACUAUGCUGUUGGCGCAUUGGCCAAAGCCACGUACGAUCGGAUGUUCAAGUGGAUAGUGGACCGUAUCAACAAGACUCUGUACACAGCCCUUGCACGCCAGUUCUUCAUCGGAGUCCUGGAUAUAGCGGGAUUUGAAAUCUUUGACUUCAACAGCCUUGAGCAGCUGUGCAUCAACUACACGAAUGAGAAACUGCAGCAGUUCUUCAACCACCACAUGUUCAUCCUGGAGCAGGAGGAGUACCAGAGGGAGGGCAUUGAAUGGACCUUCAUAGACUUUGGCUUAGACCUGCAAGCAUGCAUUGACCUCAUUGAGAAGCCUAUGGGUAUAUUAUCAAUCAUGGAGGAAGAGUGCAUGUUCCCCAAAGCAACAGACAACAGCUUCAAGGCUAAGCUCUAUGACAACCACAUUGGCAAGUCACCAAACUUUGUGAAGCCAAAACCCGACAAGAAACGCAAAUAUGAGGCCCACUUUGAGCUGGUGCACUAUGCUGGAGUGGUGCCGUACAAUCUUUCCGGCUGGCUUGAAAAGAACAGAGACCCUCUGAAUGAGACAGUGGUGGUCUGCUUCCAGAAGGCCUCUAACAAAUUAAUGGCAAGCAUAUUUGAGAACUUCAUAGGGGCUGAUUCAGCGGGUGAGCUCAAAACGAAAGAGAAAAGGAGAAAAGGAGCGUCCUUCCAAACAGUCUCACAGUUGCACAAGGAAAACCUGAACAAGCUAAUGACCAACUUGAGAAGCACUCAGCCUCACUUUGUGCGUUGCAUCAUUCCAAACGAAUCAAAGACCCCAGGAGAGAUGGAGCCCUUCUUGGUGCUGCACCAACUGCGUUGCAAUGGCGUGCUGGAGGGCAUCAGAAUCUGCAGGAAGGGUUUUCCCAACCGUAUUCUGUACGCCGAGUUCAAACAGCGCUACCGUAUCCUGAACCCUCUGGCUAUCCCAGAAGACACUUUUGUGGACAGCAAGAAGGCUGCUGAGAAACUGCUCAGCUCCCUUGACAUUGACCACACCCAGUACAGAUUUGGUUACACUAAGGUGUUCUUCAAGGCUGGACUGCUGGGAGAGCUGGAGGACAUGAGAGACGAGCGUCUGGCCAAAAUCAUCACGAUGAUCCAGGCCGUGUGUCGAGGCAAGAUCAUGAGGAUGCAACGCCAGAAGUUCCUGUUGGAGAAGGAGGCCAUCACGAUCAUCCAGUGGAACCUCCGCGCCUUCUACACGGUCAAGAACUGGCCCUGGAUGACCCUCUUCUUCAAGAUCAAGCCCCUGCUGAAGAGCGCGGCCACCGAGAAGGAGCUCGCUGCCCUCAAGGAGGAGUACCAGAAACUGAAGGAGGCCUACGAGAGGUCCGAAGCCAAGCGCAAGGAGCUGGAGGAGAAGCAGGUGUCCCUGGUCCAGGAGAAGAAUGACCUCUCCCUGCAGAUCCAGUCAGAACAAGACAACCUUGCGGACGCGGAGGACCGCUGCAACCUGCUGAUCAAAGCCAAGCUGGCGCUAGAGAGCAAAGUGAAGGAGCUGACGGAGCGUCUGGAGGAUGAGGAGGAGGUCAGCUCCAACAUCCUCAGCAAGAAGCGCAAGUUGGAGGACGAGUGUGCCGAGCUCAAGAAGGACAUUGAUGACCUGGAGAUCACCCUGGCCAAGGUGGAGAAGGAGAAGCAUGCCAUCGAGAACAAGGUGAAAAACCUGACUGAGGAGAUGGCCGUCCUGGACGAGUCCAUCCUGAAGCUGACCAAUGAGAAGAAGGCAUUCCAGGAGGCUCACAUGCAGGCCCUGGAGGACCUGCAAGCUGAGGAGGACAAGGUCAACAUGCUGACCAAGGCCAAGAUCAAGCUGGAGCAGCAAGUGGACGAUUUGGAGGGUUCUCUGGAGCAGGAGAAGAAGGUCCGCAUGGACCUUGAGCGUGUCAAGCGGAAGCUGGAAGGGGAUCUCAAGAUCACCCUGGAGUCUGCUGCAGACCUGGAGAAUGACAAACAGCAGAUGGACGAGAAACUCAGAAAGAAAGACUAUGAAAUGACUCAGCUGGGCUCUAAACUGGAGGAUGGGCAAUCCCUGAUUAUUCAGCUACAGAAGAAGAUUAAAGAGCUGCAGGCAUGUAUCGAGCAGCUGGAAGAGGAGUUGGGCGCGGAGCGUGUGGCGCGGUCCAAAGCGGACAAGCAGCGCUGCGAGCUCUCCCAGGAGCUGGGCGAGCUGAGCGAGCGCCUGGAGGAGGCCGGCGGCGCCACGGCGGCGCAGAUCGAGAUGAACAAGAAGCGCGAGGCCGACUUCCUGAAGAUGCGGCGCGACCUGGAGGAGGCCUCGCUCCACCACGAGGCCACCACGGCCAUGCUGCGCAAGAAGCACGGCGACAGCGUGCUGGAGCUGGGCGAGCAGCUGGACAACCUGCAGCGCGUCAAGCAGAAGCUGGAGAAGGAGAAGUGCGAGGCCAAGAUGGAGGCCGACGACCUGGCGUCCAACCUGGAGCACAUGGCCAAGUCCAAGAUGGCCAUUGAGAAGAUGUGCAGGCUGUGUGAGGAUCAGCUGACCGAGGCCAAGGUCAAGAUUGAUGAACUGCAGAGGCAGCUCAUGGAUGCCACAUCCCAUAAAGCCCGAUCCCAGACUGAGUGUGCUGAGGUGACGCGUAGGUUGGAGGAGAGGGAGGUCCUGGUUCUCCAGUUGCAGCGCACCAAGCACAACUUCACCCACACCGUGGAAGAGAUGAAGAAACAUAUGGAGGAGGAGAGCAAGGCAAAGAAUGCCCUGGCUCAUGCGCUGCAGUCCUCCCGCCAUGACUGUGACCUGAUGAGGGAGCAGCUAGAGGAGGAGCAAGAGGCCAAGUCGGAGCUGCAGCGCGCCCUGUCCAAGGCCAACACCGAGGUGGCCCAGUGGAGAACCAAGUACGAGACCGAUGCUAUCCAGAGGACUGAGGAGCUGGAGGAGGCCAAGAAGAAGCUGGUGGCUCGCCUGCAGUUCACAGAGGAAACAGUGGAGGCCUCCCAUGCCAAGUGUGCCUCUCUUGAGAAGACCAAGCAGAGGCUCCAGAUUGAGAUCGAAGAUGUGAUGGUGGACCUGGAGCGCUCCAAUGCUGUGGCCACUGCCCUGGACAAGAAGCAACGCAACUUUGACAAGGUUCUGUCGGAGUGGAAGCAGAAGUACGAGGAGGAGCACACGGAGCUGGAGGCAUCCCAGAGAGAGGCGCGUAGCCUCAGCACCGAGCUCUUCAAGCUCAAGAACUGCUACGAGGAGGCGCUCGACCACCUGGAGACGGUCAAACGGGAGAACCAUAACCUGCAGGAGGAGAUAACGGACCUUGCUGACCAAAUCAGUCAGGGUGGAAAGACCAUCCAUGAGCUGGAAAAGACGAAGAAAGUGCUUGAUGUUGAGAAGAGCGACAUACAAGCAGCACUGGAGGAAGUAGAGGGUAGCUUGGAGCAUGAGGAGAGCAAGACCCUGAAGAUGCAGUUUGAGCUCACUCAGUUCAGGACUGAGAUUGAAAAGAAGCUGACUGAAAAGGAGGAAGAAAUCGACAACCUCCGACGCACCCAUCAACGCAUAGUGGAGUCUAUGCAGCUCACCCUGGAUGCGGAGCUUAGGUCUCGCAAUGAAGCACUGAGGCUUAAGAAGAAGAUGGAGGGAGACCUGAACGAGAUGGAGCUCCAGCUUAGCAACGCCAACCGCCAGGCUGCCGAGUCCCAGAAGGUGGUUCACUACCUCCAGACCCAGAUCAAGGAGCUGCACAUAGAGCUGGACUCAACCGUCCACCAGAACCAGGAGCUCAGAGAGCAGACAGCUCUGACGGAACGCAGGAGCAACCUUCUGGCCGCUGAGGUGGAGGAACUACGUUCCGUCAUAGAGCAAACGGAACGUGGACGGCGUCUGGCAGAGCAUGAGCUCAUAGAAACCACGGAGAGAGUCAACCUGCUGCACACACAGAACACCACUGUGUUGAACCAGAAGAAGAAGCUGGAGACUGACCUCAAAGUGCUGGUGGGAGAGGUGGACGAUGCCACCCAGGAGUGCAGGAAUGCCGAGGAGAAAGCCAAGAAGGCCAUCUCAGAUGCAGCCAUGAUGGCUGAGGAGCUGAAGAAGGAGCAGGACACCAGCUCUCACCUAGAGAGGAUGAAGAAGAACAUGGAGCAGACCGUUAAGGACCUGCAGAUGCGUUUGGACGAGUCUGAGGAGAUCGCCCUCAAGGGAGGCAAGAAGCAGAUGCAGAAGAUGGAGUUUCGGAUGAGAGAGCUGGAGAGUGAGCUGGACUGUGAACAGAGGAAGUCUUCCGAGUACCAGAAGGGCAUACGCAAGUACGAGAGAAGGAUCAAGGAGCUCACUCAUCAGACAGAUGAAGACAGGAAAACCCUGCUGAGGAUGCAGGACCUGAUCGAAAAGCUGCAAACCAAAGUGAAAUCCUACAAGAGGCAGGCUGUGGAAGCAGAGGAGAAUAUGAGCAGCAACAUGACAAGGUUCAGGAAAGUUCAGCACGAGCUGGAUGACGCCGAGGAGAGGGCCGAGAUGGCCGAGACUCAGGUCAGCAAGCUGCGUGUGCGCAAGGAGCAGGUCAUAGUGAAGAUCACAGAGUGAACUGAAGCAGCGAGUUGACAGCUAACGCCCUGAAUAAGUGAUGUAACAACCCUGCAAAUGUAUUUAACAGUGAUUCUUAAUCUGUACAAUCUUAAAAACAGCACACUUUGUGAAGAUGUCUUGAGUGUACUUUUUUGUCUGUGUAGAUUUUUGCCUUUGCUUAACUGCAGUAAAAGAAUAGAGCAAACUCCACCAAAGACUUGUGUUAAGACAUUGAGGUGCCGCUUGGAAUUUACUUUUGAGGAAAUGCAACCACAGUGUUCCAUUGGACUUUGAUCUUGUGUAGUGUAACUGAAAUAGAUAUCAAAGUUCUAGUAGUUGUAGUUUCAUUUAUGAAAAAAAAGUGAAACUUAGUGCAUGUUAGUCACUAAGUUGCCUAAAAACUUAAUACAGAGAAACUUAAAAACCCAAGGUGUGCAAUUUGAUGUGAUUCUGAAGGUAGCUCAUGGCAUGGGUACAGUAUCAUGUGGUACAAAAGGUCACCAAAAUCUGUAUUGUGCUGUCGGAAAUAUCUUGCAGGCAUACCAGAGUGCAAAUAUUUACCCCUCACCAGCUGUCCUUGAACAAACAAUAAACCCUGUAUUCACCAUC
Molecule: messenger RNA, 6545 nt
Organism: Alosa alosa (allis shad)
Lineage: Eukaryota; Metazoa; Chordata; Actinopteri; Clupeiformes; Clupeidae
Product: myosin-7-like
Exons: 43
Coding region: 156-5954 (1932 amino acids)
Cellular component (GO): myosin complex
Molecular function (GO): actin filament binding; cytoskeletal motor activity; ATP binding
Source: RefSeq, a predicted model, not a curated record